Cyphellophora europaea CBS 101466 is the source of this 1509-nucleotide messenger RNA. RefSeq lists its product as uncharacterized. NCBI's taxonomy places the organism in Eukaryota, Fungi, Ascomycota, Eurotiomycetes, Chaetothyriales, Cyphellophoraceae. Gene Ontology annotation, cellular component: endoplasmic reticulum. The transcript has a single exon. The record is from RefSeq and is a predicted model, not a curated record. The coding region runs from base 1 to 1509 and encodes 502 amino acids. Gene Ontology annotation, molecular function: ubiquitin binding.
AUGUCGACGCCCGACAUCUCACAGCUCACUGCGGCGCAGCAAGAGGCUCUGCAAACGUACACUGCAGUGACCGAUCAAGAUCCGUUAGCUGCCAUUCCGCUACUACAGAGAUGCGAGUGGAACGUACAGAUAGCCAUUGCUCGUUUCUUCGACGGCGAACCUACCACAGACCCGGUCGCCGAAGCUCGUGCAGCUCUACCCGCCGCGUCCUCGAGGCAAACCUCAAACCUACAGUAUGAGUCGUUGCUAUCAUCUAGCCACUCGUCGGCGUCUUCGAGACCGCCUGAAGAUCGGGUAGAGAAAGUAGAUACCAGCGCUGCCGGCAUGACCCAACAACAACCUUCAUUCAUGCUGUCGGCCCUCCUCGUGCCCUUCAAUCUGGUCUAUCGAAUUUUUAGCACCGUCUUCGCACCGUUCGGCUUCCUUGUACCGUCAUUCAUCUCGCGAGUAUUGUCACGUCUACUUACGCGACGGUCGAGACCAGCGAGAAGAGCACUUGCUCCUGCCGACAAUGCUGCCCGGUUUAUUCGGGAGUUCUCAGAGGAGUACCCCGAGCAUGCCCUGCCAUUCGUUGAGUCAGGUUUUAAUCUUACACUGGACAAUGCGAAGAAAGAGCUCAAGUUUCUCUUGGUCACUCUGCUGUCUCCAGAUCACGAUGACAACGCCACCUGGGUGCGAGAAACGCUACUUAGCCAACAGGUGGCCUCGUUCUUGUCAUCGCACAAGGACGAGCUCCUACUAUGGGGUGGUAAUGUUCAGGAUGCAGAGGCGUAUCAGGUGUCUGCAAGCCUGAACUGUACCAAGUUUCCAUUUGUGGCACUUAUUUGUCAGUCGGCAGAAACUGGUUCAUCCGGCAUGACAGUCAUUAUGCGAGCAGUUGGUCCUAUGACACCUUCAGAGCUUGUAGCAAAGCUAGGAAGUGCCAUCACUGCACAACAGUCCGAACUACGGACCGCGCGGAGCCAGCGCGCAGAGCAACAAGCUUCUCGCAGUCUACGAGAGGAGCAAGAUUCUGCCUACGAACGGUCUUUGGCACAAGAUCGCGAGAGAGUCAGAAGACGACGAGAAGAGCAAGAAGCUCAAGAGCUAGCGGAGCGCCAGGCCAAAGCCACGCAAGAGGCAGCAGAGAAUCGUCGCCGCCAGGUUGAACAGUGGCGCAAAUGGAGAGCUCAGUCUCUCCCCAGUGAGCCUGGGCCAGACAGCAGUGAUGCGAUACGAAUCAGCAUCAGGAUGCCAUCUGGCGACCGAGUCAUACGGAAAUUCCGAGCAGAAGCUGAGAUGGAAGAGUUGUAUGCAUAUGUGGACUGUCACGGUGUGAUUGAUGCAAGUCCGAGCUCAGGGGAGGCUAUUAACGAGCCUGAAGGAUAUGAGCAUUCCUUUGGAUUCCAACUCGUCUCGCCAAUGCCCAGAAAAGUCUUUGAGCUGAAGAGUGGUGGCUCUGUUGGGGAGCGGAUUGGUAAAGGGGCCAACCUCAUUGUCGAGCCGAUAGAUGAUGAUGACGAAUCUUGA